AUGGAGCACAAUUACAAUGUGGCGCUUGUAUUCGGCGCAAGUGGUAUCUCCGGAUGGGCAAUGACCAAGAACUUGCUCUCAUAUCCCACGGCCAACACUUUUCGUCGCAUAAUUGCUCUCACAAACCGUCCCAGAUCCCUAGCGGAAAAUGGACUACCCCAGGACCGAAGACUAGAGCUGUACUCUGGCAUUGAUUUGCGCGGAAGCCUCGAAGAAGUCAUUGAGAGGAUGAAGGGAAAGAUCCCAGGUCUCAGCGAGGUCACUCACAUGUACUACUGCGCAUCUUCUAAUGCCACGUCGUUUACCGAGACUAUCUUGAACGCCAGAGAAAUAAACAUAGCAAUGACUCACAACGCCGUUCAUGCUACGGAUCGGUUGUGCUCGGAUCUCAAGUUUGUGGUCCACCAGACCGGAACAAAUUAUUAUGGUGUUGCAGUCUUCGAGCAUCUCGACAAAUUUCAAAUCAAUCCACCCCUGAAAGAAGACAACCCACGUGUCCCAGCUCCGUACGGUGACGAGGUAUUCUACUACGCCCAGGUAGAUCUAAUCCGGGAAGCAGCAAAGGGCAAACAAUGGGGUUGGUGUGAGGUCCGACCAGAUAUGAUCGUCGGUUUCGUGCCCACUGAGACCGCAAUGAACUUGCUCGAGCCGGUAGCAUUGUAUCUUUCGUUGUACCGAUUCAUCCACGGACCCGGGGCGACGGUCCCCUUCCCCGGAUCACCCAAGAGUUUCAUCUACACGCAUACCGACACGUCCCAGGACAUAUUGACCAAAGCAGAGAUAUACCUCUCCGUUGUCAAACCCACCGAAGCGAACGGAGAGGCAUUCAACAUCGCGGAUACAGCGACCCCGGGCCCAUGGUCUGUAAAGUGGCCGAUGCUGGCGGAGUGUUUCGGGCUCAUGGGAACAGCUCCCAUUGUCGAUGGUUGGGGAGGAAUUGAUCAAUGGUGGAACGAGCACCAUGAAGAUUACCAAAGGAUGUGUGAGACAUACGGACUCCAGCGACGUGCGGUUUCGGAAUCUGCCUGGGUUUUUUCCAAGGUGUCGUUGACGAUGCUGAAUCGCAAUCGGGAGCUGAGCCUUGAUAAGAUUCGGAGUAUCGGCUUCACGGAGGAGCUUCCGGUUGGUCAAGGUCAUUAUGUGACACUCGACCGUAUGGUGGAUGAACGCAUCCUGCCCCCUAAAUCUCGGUUUUGGCAGAUAGUCAUGGGUAACCGAUAUGCUAUCGAUUGGCUUUAG
Messenger RNA from Aspergillus chevalieri, 1239 nucleotides. RefSeq names its product SDR family oxidoreductase. The record is from RefSeq and is a predicted model, not a curated record. The transcript has 4 exons. The coding region runs from base 1 to 1239 and encodes 412 amino acids. Lineage: Eukaryota; Fungi; Ascomycota; Eurotiomycetes; Eurotiales; Aspergillaceae.